Molecule: messenger RNA, 2310 nt
Organism: Carcharodon carcharias (great white shark)
Lineage: Eukaryota; Metazoa; Chordata; Chondrichthyes; Lamniformes; Lamnidae
Gene: dctn3
Product: dynactin 3 (p22)
Exons: 7
Coding region: 44-592 (182 amino acids)
Biological process (GO): cytoskeleton-dependent cytokinesis
Cellular component (GO): dynactin complex
Source: RefSeq, a predicted model, not a curated record
UUCCUGUGCGCCAGCGAGGGAGGGGCCGGAAGUGGUGGUGACAAUGGCGGAGUUGAAGAAGCUGCAGAUUCGACUGGAGAAACUCGAGACUCGGCUGUACGGAGAGAGAGUGAAACAGGCUGGCCAGUUUACAGAUGCUGUUGUAAAAGUCCAGGCUUCUCUGGGGAAUAUUUCCAGCAAAAGAGAGAGGAUAAAAAUCUUGUAUAAGAAGAUUGAUGAUCUUAUAAAGUACUUGGACCCUCAGUACAUUGACAGAAUUGCUAUCCCAGAUGCCAUGAAACUAGAGUUCAUCUUAGCAGAGGAGCAAUUUAUCCAUUCCCAAGUGCGUCUUUUAGAAUCUGUGAAAAAACAUCGGCCAUAUCUUGAGAGUGAACACAUUAAGGCUGUUCCAAACUAUUCCUCAAAGGUGCAAGCACUGACCCAGGUUCAAAUUCAGGAGCAGGAUCAAUGUAAUGCAAUCACAGAAGAUGUAAGCAAGAUGCUUGAUGAGUAUAACAAAAUGAUUCUGCUCCUUUCAAAGCAGUUUGUUCAAUGGGAAGAACUGCUAACCAAGCUUGAAGCCGCAAAGCAAAUAAAGCCACUCUCCGACUGAUAUCACAUAGUAUGGGAGGAUCAAAAUGUUAUGUGGAAGUGGAGCAAACCAUUCUUUUUGCUAUCUAUAUAGUAUUGUAUAUGUAAUUAGUAAUAUUGGAAAUAAUAUUGUUUGAAAAUAUAUUCCCUACAAUUAUAUAUUUUAAAAUCUCCUGCAAUGGGAGAACUAGCAUUAUAUGAUAGUAAUCAGUGGCAGGAUGAAUGCCCUGAUUCUGAGUGUCAUAUUUCUAGGUUUACAUUCUAAUAUUUAAAACUUAAACGGACCAUAAAAUAUAAUUUUAUUCAUAUUUGAAAAAGAACAGGUUAUGCAUAUUUGCUAAUUAUUACCAUUCUUUUACAGUGUUUAAAGACUGGGUGAUUAGUGCAGAUAUGAUGCAAAGCUCUUUGUGCAAUCUAUGUAACAUAGAAUUUUUGCAGUUUACUAUCUCAUUGGAUUAAUUUGUCAAGAGGAUUGUAUAUACAUAUACUAAAUCCUUAUCUGUUUUGUGGAUUACUUUGGUAAUUGAGUAUUCUGUGAGAAGUAAGUACAAUGGUAUGGGCAGAGGAAAUGAACACCAGUCUCAGUAGUUGUGGACAGACACCAGAAGGGUCUACUGAGUAUCGUAUGAAAGUGUUGGUUUUGGACUGAGCACACUACCACCAGAAUGCAUCAAGCAUUUCUCUUAAAAUCUUGAGCAAAAAUAGUUAACAGUCACCAGGUAAUGCUAAGAAAGAGUUGUCUUUGAAUUAGCCACUCAAUUAAGAGAUUCAGUAUUGUCAGCUCCCAUGGGAAUAUGAGAUGCCUUUCCUUAUGGAGGACUCCUCUGUCAAUCACAGAGUUAAAGUCAUCUGCACCUGAAAUUCCUAGGCAGUUUCCCAUCUGGGUGUUAACUAGCCUGAUCUGAGAUCAGAACAGGCAUUCUCCAAGUAGCAAUCAUAGGCUAACAUGCAAAGGUCCUAUUUUAAAUUAGGCUUGUGGGAAUAGUGGAGUUAAUACAAUCUUACUAUGACACAUCGUGUUUUCCAUUAAGAUGAUAUUAAAAUCUUGUGAAGGGGUUAUGAUCCACAGAGGCUAUUUCUAAAUAAAACAAAUUAAAUAUAAAAUAACUAAACUAAAUCAUUAUAAGAAUUCCAUGAAUCUUAGUGGUCAUUGAGGAAUUCUGUUCACUGAAUUGCCAUGUCUCCUUUUACAGGACUGCCAUUACAAGAAUUCUAGGCAGUAAACCAUGAGGCAUCCAUUGAGCUUGUGGCUGUUACAUGUUGGCACUUUAAGGUCAUCUAUGCGUAUCUGAAAAAGGAUAAAGACCAACUGGCCAAUUGAGCUUUCGUGUAUAUAAGCUUAGUGUAACUUCUGCAGACCAUCAUCCCAUCCCCAGCCAGGCAGCCGCCUUAAGAAAUAAGAGACCACAAUCUGGACUCCCAGAGCAUGCACAGGAAUCCAUGAAGUCCUGGUCAUUGCAUUUACCUCCCUGCUUAAUUCUUUCUCUCUCCCCUGUACCUGCCCCAUCCAUUAAAACACACCAAGUAUAAUAAAAUACAUGAAGAAACAUCGAAAGUGCAAAGGAGUGAUGCCACAGUAGAAUGUCAGUCCCCUAGCAACUGAAGCCUUAAUUUAAAACAAACUAUCCCUCAUUAUUAGAGUUUCUUUUCUGUUUGGAGUUUUUUUUUAAAUUAAAGAUUCUUACUGCUGCUUCUAAAGCUUCUCAUUUCUGAACAAAUAAAUAUUUGGUAACCUGUGAA